Parascedosporium putredinis is the source of this 594-nucleotide messenger RNA. NCBI's taxonomy places the organism in Eukaryota, Fungi, Ascomycota, Sordariomycetes, Microascales, Microascaceae. The record is from the annotation of a GenBank genome assembly.
AUGGCAUCCAAGUCUGCCUCUAUGCAGUUCCUUCGAGAAUACAAGCUCGUUGUGGUAGGAGGGGUGGUGUUGGCAAACUCGUACCGCAAGCGAUGCGUCAUUGACGAUGAACUAGCGCUUCUCGAUGUGUUGGACACGGCGGGACAAGAAGAAUACUCAGCGAUGAGGGAACAAUACAUGCGAACGGGAGAGGGCUUCCUACUAGUCUACUCCAUCACAUCGAAGCAGAGUUUCGAGGAAAUCAGCCUAUUCCAGCAACAAAUCCUAAGAGUGAAGGACAAGGAUUACUUCCCAAUGGUGGUUGUUGGCAAUAAGUGCGAUUUGGAGAGUGAGCGAGAAGUCAGCAGGCAAGACGGAGAAUCGCUCGCAAGGUCUUUCAACUGCAAGUUUAUCGAGACGUCAGCAAAGUCCAGAAUCAAUGUCGACAAGGCCUUCUACGAUCUCGUCCGCGAAAUUCGAAGGUAUAACCGCGAAAUGCAAGGCUACUCGACCGGCAGCGGAGGUAUUUCCGGCAUCAAUGGGCCUCCUAAGCCGAUGGACAUCGAAGGUGGCGAGAAGGAGCCUGGCUGCUGUGCCAAGUGUGUGCUGAUGUAG